UGAAGAGCGAUUCAUUUGCGGAGCCGUGAUUCGUGUGUUAUUCCAAGACAAAGUAUUCAUGUUUUUACAACAUUAACUUAAAACCGCUAAUCGCUAAUAAACAUUCUAUGUUGAUAUAGGUUGAGUGAUUAUGUGUUAUCAUAACAGGUGGGAUCAAGGAGUGUGAUAAGGGUGACGUUGCAUGGUGGGAGUGAGGAGAAGCUUUGAAGAUGGGAGACAGCUUCUUGCACCUGGGGGACAUAGUCUCCCUCUACGCGGAGGGCUCUGUGGCAGGCUUCCUCAGUACCCUGGGGUUGGUAGAUGACAGAUGCGUUGUCUGCCCAGAGGCGGGAGACCUGACUGAUCCACCCAAAAAGUUCCGAGAUUGCCUGUUCAAGAUAUGUCCCAUGAACAGAUACUCCGCUCAGAAGCAGUUCUGGAACACGGCCAAGCAGUCCACCAACUCGAACACCGACACAGACACGGGGAUGUUGAAGAGGUUGCAUCACGCUGCUGAAAUAGAGAAGAAACAGAACGAUCUGGAGAACAAGAAAUUGCUGGGUACAGUCGUGCAGUACGGGAGUGUUGUGCAGCUGUUACAUGUGAAAAGUAACAAGUAUUUGACGGUAAAUAAAAGACUCCCCGCUCUCCUCGAGAAGAAUGCGAUGCGCGUGCAUCUGGAUGCCAACGGCAACGAGGGCUCCUGGUUCUAUGUGAUACCGUUCUAUAAGCUGAGGUCUACUGGCGACAACGUUGUAGUUGGUGAUAAAGUAAUAUUGAACCCUGUGAACGCCGGUCAGCAAGUGCUACACGUGUCGGCCAACCACGAGUUGCCGGAUAAUGUUGGCUGUAUGGAGGUCAACGUUGUGAACUCCUCGACAUCAUGGAAAGUGACUCUCUUCUUGGAACACAAAGAGAACCAGGAAGAGAUCCUGAAAGGUGGAGACGUCGUGAGGCUCUUCCACGCGGAACAAGAGAAGUUUCUGACAAUGGACGAGUACAAAACGAGGCAGCAUGUGUUUUUGAGGACUACGGGGCGGUCGAGCGCGACCGCAGCUACUAGCAGUAAGGCGUUGUGGGAAAUUGAGGUGGUGCAACAUGACCCGUGCCGCGGCGGCGCAGGCCACUGGAACUCAAUAUUCAGAUUCAAACAUCUGGCGACCGGCCACUACCUGGCCGCAGAAGCUUGCGACAGAACUGACAUGUGCGAGCCGGCGUACCAGCUGGUGUCGGUGCCGCACUCGUCCGACAUCGCCACGCUGUUCGAGCUGGACCCCACCACCAUGACGCACUCCGACGUGCCCGUGCCGCAGAGCAGCUACGUGAGGCUGCAACACCUCUGCACGCACACGUGGGUCCACUCGACGGCUAUACCCAUCGACAAGGCGGAGGAGAAACCGGUCAUGUCUAAGGUGGGGUGUUCAGUGAUCAAGGAGGACAAGGAAGCGUUCGCACUGAUAUCAGUGUCUCCCAGCGAGGUGCGGGAUCUGGACUUUGCGAACGACGCGUGCAAGGUGCUGUCAGCUCUGUCCGCCAAGCUGCACUUGGGCAGCAUCGAACACAAUGAGAUGAAGGCCCUCACUUGUCUACUCCAAGAUAUAGUGUACUUCAUUGCCGGCUUUGAAAACGAGCCGAACAAGAGCAAGGCGUUGGACCUGGUGGUGGAGAAUCCCAACAGAGACCGACAGAAGCUGCUCCGAGAACAGUAUAUACUGGGGCAGCUGUUCAAAAUACUACAGGGACCAUUUGAAGAAUCGUCAGAAGGUGAGCCGUUUCUCAAGAAGGAAGAACUGUCGGACCCGAGAUACGCGCCAUAUAAGUUUAUAUUCAGACUGUGCUACAGAAUACUGAGGCUGAGCCAACAAGACUACAGAAAGAACCAAGAAUACAUAGCGAAACACUUCGGCUUCAUGCAGAAGCAGAUCGGUUGUGAUAUCCUCGCGGAAGACACCAUCACAGCCCUCCUGCACAACAAUAGGAAACUAUUGGAAAAACACAUCACCGCGUCAGAGAUCGAGACAUUUGUUGGCCUCGUCCGUAAGAAUAUGAAGACAUGGAAGGCGCGUUUUCUUGACUACUUGAGCGACUUGUGCAUCUCUAACAAGAAGGCGAUCGCUGUCACCCAGGAGCUGAUCUGCAAGAGUGUGCUCUGUGCUAACAACGCCGAUAUUCUUAUUGAGACCAGGUUAGUGUCCACUAAGUACGAGAACAAGUCAGCAGAGGGAGACACGUACAGCACUAUUGAGGAUGACGUCAUUCUGCUCUGGAAUAACAAAACGGUUAGUUGUUCCCGAUUACUGAAUGACCUGGCGAAGGAAGCUGCAGCGGACCCGCAGAGCGAGGCGGCGGCCAUAUUGGAUUACUAUCGCCACCAGCUCGACCUGUUCUCCAACAUGUGCCUCAACCGGCAGUACCUGGCGCUCAACAGUCUCUCACAGCAGUUGCAUAUCGAUCUGAUACUUAAGUGCAUGUCGAACCCUGAGAUCUGCCACGACGUGCGCGCGUCGUUCUGCCGCCUGAUGCUGCACCUGCACGUGGACCGCGACCCGCAGGAGCCCGUCACGCCCGUGAAGUACGCGCGCCUGUGGGCCGAGGUCAGCGACACCAUACACAUACACGAUUACCAGUGCGUCCGAGGCGCCCCGGACGCAGUCCGCGAGAAGGUGAAGGAACAGUUCGCGUCCACCAUCCGGUUCGUGGAGAACUACCUCUGCAACGUGGUCACCCGCACCUGGUACUUCAGCGACCACGACCAGAACAAGCUCACCUUCGAGGUGGUGAAGCUGGCGCGAGAGCUCAUCUACUUCGGGUUCUACAGUUUCAGUGAUCUACUGCGACUGACGAAGACAUUGCUGAGUAUUUUGGACUGUGUGACCGCUAUGGACCUAUUGAACGAGAGUCAUGCCCUAACUGGAGAAGUUGAAUAAGGAGGCGUGCUGCGUACAAUAGGUGACAUGGGAGCUGUGAUGACGUCCAUCACUCUGGGAACUGCACACAA
Messenger RNA from Leptidea sinapis, 2977 nucleotides. It is a transcript of the gene Itpr, whose product is annotated as inositol 1,4,5-trisphosphate receptor. The record is from RefSeq and is a predicted model, not a curated record. Gene Ontology annotation, molecular function: phosphatidylinositol binding; inositol 1,4,5 trisphosphate binding; inositol 1,4,5-trisphosphate-gated calcium channel activity. Gene Ontology annotation, cellular component: sarcoplasmic reticulum; secretory granule membrane; endoplasmic reticulum membrane. The transcript is spliced from 22 exons. Lineage: Eukaryota; Metazoa; Arthropoda; Insecta; Lepidoptera; Pieridae. Bases 210 to 2906 code for a protein of 898 amino acids. Gene Ontology annotation, biological process: calcium ion transmembrane transport.